GGAGGUCUUGAGUACCUGCAAGCUCUAAGAUAAGACCAAGUCAGCCUGGUAGCACCACUCAGCCAGUCCCAUUCAGAAAGACCAGACAGCAGAGGACAGCCGUUGCCAACUUCAGCUGCAGAUGCCAGCAAGGAAAGCAUGACCAGGCAGGAAAGAGAGAUCCCAAGCAGGGAUCCCAGUUCCCCUCACUCCACCACCACGGGAUGACUCCAUCACCCAGAGAAUUAGGGACUUGAAGAGUAAUGCAACAGAAGGCUUUUGAGGAAAGCAGAUACCCCUGGCAGGAGUCCUUCGAGAAUGUUGCUGUGUGCCUGCCAUUCCGCUGCCCAAGGUGUGGAGACCAUACCAGAUUUAGAAGUCUGUCCUCGUUGAGGGCCCAUCUGGAAUUCAGUCACAGCUACCAGGAAAGAACCCUCUUGACCAAAUGCAGCCUCUUUCCAUCCUUCAAAGACACAGACCUAGUCACUUCCUCAGAACCCCUGAAGCAGGGAAAACUGCAGGGCACCGGCCACGUGGUGAAGCAGAAACCCAGCUAUGUGAACUUGUACAGCAUCUCGCACGAACACUCCAAAGACAGGAAGCCAUUCGAGGUGGUGGCCGAGCGGCCGGUGUCCUACGUGCAGACCUACACGGCGCUGGACCUGCGUGCAGACUCGCUGGAGGGGCCGCGCUCCAGUCCCGGACUGCCCACCCCGGACACCAAAGCCGCUUUCGAGGCUCAUGUCCGAGAAAAAUUCAACCGGAUGGUCGAGGCCGUGGACAGGACCAUCGAGAAGAGAAUCGAUAAGCUCACCAAAGAGUUGGCCCAGAAAACUGCCGAACUGUUGGAAGUUCGGGCGGCCUUUGUGCAGCUAACGCAGAAAAAGCAGGAGGUGCAGAGGAGAGAGCGGGUCCUGAACCGCCAGGUGGACGUGGCGGUGGAGAUGAUCGCUGCGCUCAGGCAGCGCCUGACCGAGUCCGAGGAGGAGCUGCUGCGGAAGGAGGAAGAAGUCGUUACAUUCAACCAUUUCUUGGAAGCAGCAGCUGAGAAGGAGGUUCAAGGGAAAGCUCGGCUCCAGGACUUUAUUGAGAAUCUGUUGCAGCGGGUAGAGCUGGCGGAAAAGCAGUUAGAGUACUAUCAAACCCAGCAGGCCACUGGCCUCUGCCGAGGCAUCAGCGAGCACGUGCUUACAGAUAUCUCCUCAAAUAGGAAACCCAAAUGUCUAAGUAGAGGGCACCCACAUCCUGCAUGUAACCACGCUGAUCUCAAGACCCACUUCCAUCCAAAAGGAAGGAGCUACCUGAGAAAAGCCAAGGAUGACAGAGCCAGCAUGCAGCCUGCUAAAUCCAUUCAUGAACAGGCUGAGUCCCCAAGAGAACUCUGCAGACCGUCGAAGAAAGGGGAGCCUCUGGGGUUUAGCCGGAAGGGCAACAUCAGGCCCAAAAUGGCCAAAAAAAAGCCAACAGCAAUUGUGAACAUCAUCUGAAAGAGUCAUCGGCGGGCUUUGCAGAACGUUGCUCUGGGGGCCAACGGUAAUGCCUUUUGGGGUACAUCCCACAAUGAGACACAUUAGAAAAAAGAAGGGCAGAACACGUUUAUUUCGUGGCCGAACAGGCACCUGGAUUAACCAGAAUUUAACAAAUGGGAAUCUUGGGGAACCAGAAAUUUAUUACAGGCUCCUUUUAGAACCAAGAGGCAGGUUACAGAAAGAAUUGGAAAAAACAA
Molecule: messenger RNA, 1705 nt
Organism: Lontra canadensis (Northern American river otter)
Lineage: Eukaryota; Metazoa; Chordata; Mammalia; Carnivora; Mustelidae
Gene: ZNF365
Product: zinc finger protein 365
Exons: 5
Coding region: 243-1466 (407 amino acids)
Biological process (GO): telomere maintenance; regulation of double-strand break repair via homologous recombination; regulation of neuron projection development
Cellular component (GO): centriolar satellite
Source: RefSeq, a predicted model, not a curated record